Messenger RNA from Protopolystoma xenopodis, 219 nucleotides. The record is from the annotation of a GenBank genome assembly. Lineage: Eukaryota; Metazoa; Platyhelminthes; Monogenea; Polystomatidea; Polystomatidae.
AUGAAACAGGUGCAUCGGACGAUACCAACGAAUUUCAUACACCUUUGGAUGCCGAAGGCCUUUGUCAGCUCGGCCAGCACCCCAGCCACAGCCUCAAUGCGAUGCGAAACCGAGUCGACCAUGUCACCCCUCCCCCUCACAUGCACGGCCGUCGGCGAGUUGAGCUCUGACGAAGAAGCUAUUGGUUGGUCAAUGGCGUCGCGAGGUCGAUCAAGUUGA